AUGACUAUUAUAAUAAGAUUAUGCAAGCAAUUAAUUAUGGCAAUUCAUUAAAAGUAGCAGUCUUUAAUAAUGGUAUGAAAACUAAUGCAUUAGCAGAAAAGAUGAUAGGAAGGUUUACUCCUAAUCCAUUUAAUAAUGGUGCUG
Funneliformis geosporum is the source of this 144-nucleotide messenger RNA. NCBI's taxonomy places the organism in Eukaryota, Fungi, Glomeromycota, Glomeromycetes, Glomerales, Glomeraceae. The record is from the annotation of a GenBank genome assembly.